ACGGGGUUGAAGGUUAAAGUUGUAAUAUUACGUGUUUUGACUGUUAAAGUCGAAGUUGUUUUGAGCGUUUAAUGCAUGAGUUUGGCAGUCUUGGAAAUUACGAUGUGGUCAAUGCCAAACUAAGAUUCAAUUACGACUGAGAAGAACAAUCCGUCUGGAAAUGAAUAACAGGACUUGAUCUGGAAUCUGCUUGUCCCCACCCCAACUGAACCAUGGGGUCAUUCCGAAGGCCCAGACCCCGCUUUAUGAGCUCGCCUGUGCUGUCAGACCUCGCCCGUUUUCAUGCCAGCUCACCAACAUUGCAGUUGUCCAAUGCUAUUGUUUGGAACAGUGUUCAAACGGCUGUAAUUAAAGUGUUCCAAGGAGGGGGGCUGCAGGCCAAUGAGCUCUACACCCUGAACGAAAGCUUAAGGUGGCUUCUGAGAACCGAGUUGGGAUCUUUUAUCACGGAGUACUUUCAGGACCAACUCCUAAAUAAGGGCCUGGCGAAUAUUUUAGAGAAGAUUCGGCUUCAUAAUGAUGAAAAUCUUCUCCAAGCUCUGUCUGAAAUGUGGGUGAAGUUUUUCACAGAGAUCCUGCCAACCCUUCAAGCUAUUUUCUACCCUGUACAGGGUCAGGAGUUGACUGUGAGGCAAAUGGCUCUUCUGGGCUUCAGGGAUUUGGUUCUGUUGAAGCUUCCUCUUGAGACCAUGCUUCACGACACCUCAUAUCUUCCUUCAAUCACACAGAUGCUCCUUAUCCUACAGGGCAUUCAUGAUCCUAACGGACCCACACAGGAGUAUUUCCUACUCGAGAGACUAGUGGAUAUGGUUAUAUCCCCCUACCUUAGUAACUACCUCUACAUGAGUCAAAGUGAUUCCUCUUCAGAGGAUCACUCGGAACACUUUAGACUGGUUAACGGCAGUCCACACCUUAGACAACCUGAGAUUAUGGUGACGCAUUUUAAGCACGAGUCCUUUCUGGCACCUUUAUUCGAACAUGAAGGUGAAGCCUAUUUGGAGAGGACUGGCGGUGUCCGACGCCACACUGUCGCCAACGUGCACUCCGACAUCCAGCUUCUAUCCAUGAAAAACAGGAUAUGUCCAGGAAAGGUCAAGGUCAGUGGAGAACCCAGGAUGACCAAGACUGGCAGCAAAAGGACACCCAAGCCUUUCUCCAGUGAACCGGCCUUUUUUGAAUCCUGACCGGUUGCCAUGGAAAUCCCAAGAGAUCAAGUGUGCUCUAACCAGUAAGAAAGCAAUAAAUGUGAUGGGGGUGGGGGGGGGGUCUCAAAACAGAGGAAUUCUCUUUGGCCUGUCAGUGUUUCUGAAAGCUUUAGGGAAGAGGAUGUUUUUGUGGCUGAAGAAAACAUCUGUUCACUCCUUUCUUGUACAGCUCUUCAAAAGUCACUUUUUUGCCAUUAAGGUGUCAAGGUCUUGUGAAAAGGUGAGCGAGCAUAGUGCACAGAAAUACAGUAAGGUACUAGCAGAAACCGUACUGGGCCUAAGGAUCCAUAGGAUUAUGAUCUUAAUUGCACUGCCUUUUAAAUUCCUCUCUUUCACAUUCAUAAUUUAUUUGUUGUGGAAACUAAACAUGCAGACAUAAAGAAAAAUGUUGUUUGAGUAUUUCAGUCAUUUUAUGAAUGUUUUAUGGUUUGAAUGACUUAUUGUACAUUUUUAAUUAAGAAAAUGCAUUUAAUGUGAAAUGUAAAAACAUUAUUACAAUUAUUUUUUGUAGUAAUAAAGUUA
Molecule: messenger RNA, 1727 nt
Organism: Xyrauchen texanus (razorback sucker)
Lineage: Eukaryota; Metazoa; Chordata; Actinopteri; Cypriniformes; Catostomidae
Product: proline-rich protein 5-like
Exons: 10
Coding region: 213-1184 (323 amino acids)
Biological process (GO): TORC2 signaling
Cellular component (GO): TORC2 complex
Source: RefSeq, a predicted model, not a curated record